This is a messenger RNA of Acanthosepion pharaonis, 924 nucleotides long. The record is from the annotation of a GenBank genome assembly. Lineage: Eukaryota; Metazoa; Mollusca; Cephalopoda; Sepiida; Sepiidae.
AUGGGCCCCAUCAGGCGGUCAUGUCGUCUUAGAGGACAGAAACCUUCAGAAAAUAGCUUACCCCUAACAGAGGAAGAGGUAGAAAGCCCAGUGAAAAGAGUGCCACAAUUUCGUCCUAAUGUAUUUGGAGAGAUAAAUGGUGUUGAGGUUGGAACGUGGUGGGCAACACGUGUAGAGUGCAGUCAUGCUGGUAUCCAUCGACCAACUGUGGCUGGUAUCCAUGGCAGUGAAAUUGAAGGUGCUUAUUCAAUCGCUUUGUCUGGUGGGUAUGAAGAUGACCUGGAUGUUGGUGAAUGUUUUACUUAUACUGGAGAAGGUGGUAGAGAUUUGAAAGGUACAAAAAGUAAUCCAAAGAAUCUGCGCACAGCUUCUCAAUCAAAGGACCAAACAUUAACCAGAGGUAACUUGGCUUUGAGUCGCAACUGUGAAUUAGGUCAUCCUGUCAGAGUAAUUCGUGGCUACAAACUCAAAAGUGAAUUUGCACCUGAAGAAGGAUAUAGAUAUGAUGGAUUAUAUACGGUUGAGAAAUAUUGGAACACCGUUGGCCUUUCAGGUUUUGGUGUGUGGAAAUUUGCUCUUCGACGAUGCUCAGACCAGGCCCCACCACCAUGGACAAUGGAUGCCCAAGUGUCAUCUAGUGAAAAAACAGAUGAAUCUGAUUCUGACUCUGGUGUCGACUCAUUGGAUUCUGACACAGCAAGCCAACACUCUCACAGCAGCAGCAGCACCAGCACCAAAGGGACUGGAUCAGAAAAUGACCAAAAGGAAGAAUUCUCUGAUUCAUCUUCAGGAGAAAAUUGCAACAACUCUUGUGGCACAACGCUCAGCAGUGAAGCAGAAAUAAAGAAACAGGAGGAGCUAACAGAACUUGAACCUUUCCAAGAAGUGGAGAUAGAAUCUACCGAAAAGGCAAAUGAAAAAUAA